Molecule: messenger RNA, 1464 nt
Organism: Mya arenaria
Lineage: Eukaryota; Metazoa; Mollusca; Bivalvia; Myida; Myidae
Exons: 4
Coding region: 1-1464 (487 amino acids)
Source: RefSeq, a predicted model, not a curated record
AUGGUGGCCCAACUAGGUCUGGCCUUCUGCACCACUAUGGUCGUGGCGCGUGGGGGAUUCACUGACCUGGAAAACUUUAUGCGCGUCUUAGGAUCCCUGGACCCCAACACUUCCUCCGUGAACUACUUGAACGGUUCCGUUUACUUCCGGCAGCCUGGCUCGCCUCUCGUAAAGGCGUUCAACUACGAGGGCUACAACAUUAACCGGAAGCAGCGACAGUCUGACGGGAGCUUCCUAUCGCUCUCCCGGGAGUUUGUCGUCUACCGUCAUCCUAACACUUCACAGAUAAUACAGGUGUGGAUCAACCCUAUAUCCGGUCAGCCUAACGAGGUGUUUACCGUCAUGAACGACCCGGUGAACGCCCUUCUGUCCAGCCCCUCCCCCAGCUUCAUCGUCCCCGCCGACCGCCCGGCGUACCGGAUAUACAACUCCGACAUCGUCCUCGAGUACCGCAACCCUCUACAGCCGGACGCCUACCCCCGCUACUCGGCCGACCCAUGGUAUGAUUCUGUGGAACUAUUCGCCUUCUUUGCCAACUACUCGCUGCUAAUGGCGUCCACGACCGAUAGCGUUCCGAUGACAGGGACGUGGAUGCGGAAGUCCGAGUACCUGCCGUGGAUGGAACUGGGAACCAGCCCGGGGGAGCUGUACUAUACCACCCUCGCCUGGAAGUGCAUGGACGGUCUUGCGUGUGUGGCGGAAGAUAUUAUGAACAUAAUUAAAGAGAAUUACACGAAGUACCUACGGGCGCCGAUCACGGAAGAAGAGCCAAACGAAACCUCGUGGACAGUAUUUAAGAAAGUUAUUGGCCAAAGACGCGAAGCCGGUUUACCGGACAUAAUUAUUCCGCAAGUGAACGCGUCCACAGGCGUUCGAGACAUGGUGUACGAUGUCGAUAAGCGUGUGCUGAGUGUCUUGAACAAGUGGCCGUUGAACGUCAAAUUUAACGGCACAGCGUGGUCGGAGAUCCCCGGGAAACAGACGGUCCCACUCUAUGAUAUGCGGGGGAACAUGGAUGUGGACCUGGAGCGCAUACCGGAAGGCGGCGGCUGGCGACUCCAGCUGGACGGCCUCAUCUACCUAUUGAACCACACAACUGGCGAGCCGCUGAUACUGUUCUUCAACCCCAUUACCGGCCGGGUAGUCUACAACCAGUACAUAAUACAGGAAGUGGGCGUCGACCUGAUUUUCCCUAAAGACUCGUUCUACUCCAUGGACAUAUUUUCCUCGGAGGUCGUUGGUCUGAUCGGAGCGCAGGGCACAGACGACGGAGCGCUGGACGGUGCUGGAAACUGGACCGUGAAUAUGCUCAACGCAAUAUUCCCCUGGGAAGAGCUAGCCAAAAACACGUCGACGUUUUAUGGCACGUUUGCGACAUUCGCGUCGUGGCCAGACUGGACAGAGAUGACGAACGUUCCCGGAAACAUCGUCGAAAAAUUUACAUUCAGUAACGCAAACUUUUGA